AUGCCGAUGGUCCUGUCAAAGUGCAGAAUCUUUGGGGCAAGCGUCCAUGGAAUAUUCCCGACAAAGGCAAAAGUCGCCGUGCCGUUCCUCACGCAGCCCUGCAUUCUGCGGUUACACCUCCAAGCGGGAGACAAGGCCGAACUAACAAAGGCUUUCACGCAACAAGAUGUUCUCACCUUUUCUGACUUAACAGGGGACACAAACCGAUUACACUUGGAUGAAGAAUACGCAAAGGGGACCAGGUUUGGAAGAACGGUGGUACACGGUGUUCUGAUCAACGGACUUAUCUCUGCUGUACUGGGCACGAAAAUGCCAGGCCAUGGCUGCAUCUUUCUGUCUCAGGAAAUUGCUUUUCCAGCCCCUCUAUAUGUUGGAGAAGAGGUCUUGGCGGCAGCAGAAGUGAAGAGACUGAGGAGAGGGCUUGCAUAUAUUUCAGUGUCAUGUACAGUUACCAAAAGUGGCAAGACGGUUAUGGAGGGUAUGGUUAAAGUUAUGGUGCCGGAAGAUCAGAACUCCAAGUCCUGACC
Molecule: messenger RNA, 527 nt
Organism: Euleptes europaea (tarantolino)
Lineage: Eukaryota; Metazoa; Chordata; Lepidosauria; Squamata; Sphaerodactylidae
Gene: HTD2
Product: hydroxyacyl-thioester dehydratase type 2
Exons: 1
Coding region: 1-525 (174 amino acids)
Source: RefSeq, a predicted model, not a curated record